CACAGGAGUUUCUAUGGAUUUUUUUCUCUAGUCUACCCAGACUAACACAAAGUUGAAUACAUGACAUCAUCCAGAAGAACAUUUUUGAAGGCAACCUCCCGACUCUUAGUAAAUUACCAAGAGCCCUAUCGUUCUCAAAUAUUGGAUUAUCUCUUUAAGCCAAACUUUGGUGCCUCUUUGCAUAUUCUAAAGGUCGAAAUAGGUGGCGAUGGGCAGACAACAGAUGGCACUGAGCCCUCCCACAUGCACUAUGCACUCGAUGAGAAUUAUUUUCGGGGCUAUGAGUGGUGGAUAAUGAAAGAAGCCAAGAAGAGGAACCCUAAUAUUACACUCAUGGGGCUGCCCUGGUCCUUCCCUGGAUGGCUCGGCAAAGGGUUCAACUGGCCGUAUGUAAACGUUCAACUGACUGCCUAUUAUGUCGUGGCCUGGAUUGUGGGCGCCAAGCAGUAUCAUAAUUUGGACAUUGAUUAUAUCGGGAUAUGGAAUGAGAGAACAUUUGACAUCAGUUAUAUCAAGAUGUUAAGAGCAAUGCUGAACCAUCAUGGUCUGGAGCGAGUGAAAAUCAUAGCAAGUGAUAAUCUCUGGGAGCCCAUUUCUGCUUCAAUGAUGCUUGAUGCUGAACUCUUGAAGGUGGUUGAUGUUAUAGGGGCGCAUUACCCUGGGACCUAUACAGUUCGGGACGCAAAGUUGACCAAGAAGAAACUUUGGUCUUCUGAAGAUUUUAGCACUGUGAAUAAUGAUGUGGGUGCAGGUUGCUGGGGUCGUGUACUGAAUCAGAAUUAUAUCAAUGGCCACAUGACUUCCACCAUCGCUUGGAAUUUGGUGGCUAGUUACUAUGAGCAGCUCCCUUAUGGGAGGUGUGGAUUGAUGACUGCUCAGGAGCCAUGGAGUGGGCACUAUGCCGUAGAACUUCCUAUUUGGGUCUUUCUCUGCUUUUCUACAGCUCAUACCACGCAGUUCACGCUACCAGGUUGGCAUUACCUGAAGACAGUUGGCCUUUUAAAGCAAGGCGGAAGCUAUGUGGCUCUCACUGAUGGUUUAGGCAAUCUCACCAUCAUCAUAGAGACGAUGAGUCACAGACAUUCUUUAUGUAUUAGGCCCUUCCUCCCUUAUUUCAAUGUGUCCAGACAAGCCGCUUCCUUCUCCCUGAAAGGCUCUUUGAGCCAAAUACCGGAGCUACAAGUGUGGUAUACCAAAAUUGGAAAUUCAUCGAAGAAAUUUUCUUUUAAACAGCUGGAUCCUAUAUGGACCCUUGACACCAAUGGCACCUUCACCCUGGAGCUGGAGGAGGAUGAGCUCUUCACCCUUACUACCCUCACCACAGGGCAGAAGGGCAGCCACCCGCCUCCUCCAAAGUCCCAGCCCUUCCCGCCGCAUUAUAAGGAUGACUUCAACAUCCGUGACCCACCGUUCAGUGAGGCUCCAAAUUUUGCUGAUCAGACAGGUGUCUUUGAGUAUUUCAUGAACGGGGACGACCCUGGAGAGCAUCGCUUCACACUGCGCCAGGUUCUGAACCAUCGACCCAUUACUUGGGCUCUGGAUGCAUCCAACACCAUCAGUGUUAUAGGGAAUUACAAAUGGAUCAACCUGACAAUAACAAGUGAUGUUUACAUAGAAACCCCUGACCAGGGAGGUGUGUUCAUUGCAGGACGAGUAAAUAAAGGUGGGAUUCUGGUGAGAAGUGCCAGAGGAGUUUUCUUUUGGAUUUUUGCCAACGGAUCCUACAAAGUUACAGGCGACAUUUCUGGAUGGGCCAUAUAUCGUUCAGGAUCUGCUGAUGUUUCAGCCAAAAAAUGGUAUACGCUGACAUUAACUAUCAAGGGUCACCUCUGCUCUGGCAUGUUGGAUGGGAAACUGCUGUGGGAGAACGUCCAGGUGAGCGUCCCGAAGAGCGGCUGGGCUGCCAUUGGGACGUACUCCUUUGAAUUUGCCCAAUUCGACAACUUCCAAGUGGACGCCGAAAGCUAAGCUCAGAGUCAGUUCAUGUUUUGAGUGACCAAUGUGUGAGCCUUUUGGAGGCUAACGAGAAUGAGGAGUAGUAGGGAGAAAAGUUGUUUUGCUUUUUUCCCCAUAAACAUCUGGAAGAUUUUGCUAGAACCAAUUCAAGGGCAAUACAUCCGUCAUUACCAUCACCUGAUGUGUCCUCUGAAAUCUGAAGGAUGGACUGGUCGCGUCCUGUUCUCAGGAGUGCUCUGAGUAGACCAGAUCCGGACUUCUGGACUUGGUCCUCAUGCUGAGGGCUCACGCUCCGUCUGACUCAGAAGCGAUCAUGCAGGUGUGGCUACCUUGAUCAUCACGGGGGUGGAUGUAUCAGUGCUGAGUGCCGGCCAGGUGUGUAAGUGAGCAGAGGCCCUUGCUGUAAGUUAAUGCUGCCUGAAUGAGAAACUGAACAACACUGGACAUGCUUUUCCCCUGAAAACCACUGCUACUGAUAGUCCUUACACUUUACAAAGCAUUUUCUAGUUUCUUCUUUUCCUGUGUAGGGUGGUGUUUUUGAAUUACAGGGUGUGCAGAAUGGGAUGGUUUGAAAAAUGCCUCAUUGACCAACUACCUCUAAAGCUAUUUAUACAAUAAAAAUAUUAGAAUAUUC
Messenger RNA from Echinops telfairi (small Madagascar hedgehog), 2590 nucleotides. RefSeq names its product galactosylceramidase (gene GALC). Gene Ontology annotation, cellular component: lysosome. NCBI's taxonomy places the organism in Eukaryota, Metazoa, Chordata, Mammalia, Afrosoricida, Tenrecidae. The transcript has 17 exons. The record is from RefSeq and is a predicted model, not a curated record. Gene Ontology annotation, molecular function: galactosylceramidase activity. Gene Ontology annotation, biological process: galactosylceramide catabolic process. The coding region runs from base 61 to 1968 and encodes 635 amino acids.